AAAAAUUGAAUUUGCUAUCAAAGAAUUAAAAGGUUGUUUGAAGUAGACACCGUUACUAAGGUAACGAAAUAACAAGUAGCUCAAUAUAUAAACACACUUGUCAUCUAACAAUUUUGACAUCUCACUAUUGUAUUAAAUAUUUAACAAUUAAAAACUUACCUUGAUAAUCAAAAUAUGGAAGACAAAAAUUCUUAUCGUUCAUUAGCCGUUCCUCCUCUUCCAGGCUACAAUACCAAACCACCCGCUGAAAAGAAAAACCACCAUAUAAGUCAAUUGUUUGACAAAAUUCACGACGGAGUUUAUUACUUGAACGAGCGAUCUAGUAUUAAUCAAAUUCGCGACCCGUCAUUUUACCCGUACGACGACGAGAAACGAAUUCCACCUUGGCUGGCCUACGAUGGCCAAAGACUCAUGUUCAAGGCAUUUUUCCAAGAGUCCGUUCAAGAGCGAAGAGAAUCUGGUCGUCAGAUUCGGGUCGUAACGAUAAGUUUUUUCCUGGAAGAUGGAACCAUGAAAAUUGUAGAACCGUCCGUCAGCAAUAGUGGACUAGAACAAGGUAUAUUAGUGAGACGCCAAAGAAUACCAAUGCCCGAUCCCGUAAAGUACAGAUUUUUCGAUAUAAUUGAUUUAAAUAUCGGGAAAGAGCCAGAAAUCUUUGGGCGAGUGUACAAGAUUGUUGAUUGCGAUAAAUUUACCCGUAGAUUUUUAAAUCGCAUGGGUAUCGCAGUGCCUGACCCUAUAGAAAUUCCAUCAGAUCCUUACAAUGAUAACCGAAGUAUUCCCGUAUUUCCGAAGAAGCCCAACAGAAAGCCCGAUAACCUCGGUAAAUUUUUAAAGUACGAUCGCAAGGUUUUGAAAUUUACUGGCUACUGGGACGACACUGCCAAUGAGUAUGGAGUCAUUCAUGAUCUAGAAUUAAGAUUUUAUCUGGCUGAUGACACGAUUGAAAUCAAGGAAAUAUUGCCCGCAAACUCUGCAAGAGACAUGAGCUCGAUGUUUAUUAAGCGGAUGAAAAUUCCCAAGUUCUACUCUGGCAUCGACCCCAUAGGUGUCAAUGAUCCUUUCACGGUUCUGAAUGUGCUAGGAGAGAGUACAGAGCAAAGUUACUUGAUCGCAGAUUCAUUAAACACCGGUAAGCUGGCCAAUGAGUACUACAAAGACAGCGAUCUGGCUAUUGGUGUUAGGAUCAAUGUGUUUGGUCGUGAAGUCGUCAUUACUGACCUUGAUCCUGCUACGAGAGAGUAUUAUAGGAACAAGUAUGGCAUAGAAGAAUUCAAACCGCUUGAACGGCCGGAUACAAAGAACGAUUACUAUUGCACGAGUGCCGAAAAAUACAAGCCACCGCCGUACAAUGGUUUUGGCUCUUAUGAUGAUUCGCUGGGUAACUGCUUUAGGGUCGUUCCCAAACCACCUAAACUUGACUACGUGAGACUAUUCUCAUACGAUAAGGAAGAUAAAGACAGCCACAUAUUAAGAUUCGGAGCCAGAAUGAUAUCCGAAGUCCCAGAAAAUGAAGACCGGCUGUUUGUAAUCAAUAUUUAUUUACAAGAUAACACGAUAUCGAUUUUUGAAUUAGCACCAAAAAAUACCGGAUUUCAACAGUGUUACUUCCAGAAGCGCAUGAAAGUGAUGCUACCGGAACAAAAGGUUUAUUCGAGUGAUAAACCGAAAUUUUAUGAUCCCUGCUCUUUUUAUGUCGGAGCACGUCUCAACCUUGGGAAAUUUAUCUUUGAAAUAACUUCCGCUGAUGACUACGCUAUCCGUUACAUGGAAAAUAAUUGUGAGAAAUUUCCCAAAGCUAAUACCAAUUUAAUUAUUGAUAAAAUCCGAGCGGCUCUUAAGCCUGUUUACGGGCGAUUUAUUCAAGAAUUUCGACCAAUUACUCAAGUAUCUGGUACUCUCGUGCUCUCCUACGAUAAAUUGAGAGAGGCUUUGUAUAAGUAUCUGGGUAAUGAUAUAGUAGAACACGAAAUAAUAACAACAGCAAGGCACUACGCGAUGAAAGAAAAACCUGAACGUGAUUUACGAGAAGACAUCAGGCGUUUGAUUCAUAAUGAGCUCAAGAGAUUCUUGUGGGAUGACUUGGAUCGUCUUGAGGAGGAUAUUAAGCACUGGGAUCCUGCAGGUAGUGGUUUUUUACCUCCGAGCCAAGUUUAUACUAUCUUACGUGGCUGUAGAAUUCCCGUUGAUCCGAAACUUAUUGAUAAAAUGCUUAAAAGGAUCAAUAAAAACGAAGAGGGAAAAAUAGACUGUCGAGAUUUAAUACAAUACUUGGAUGUUAAAAUAAAUCCAGUUGCUCCAAUUGUCCCGAUGUCUUUGAAAACUUCGCUCGGAUGGGUUUCUGAAGAUAAAGAUUACUGUCCUGGAUUGGAUUGGUUAAAGUUCUUAGCCGACCUUGGUAUAAGUGAAGAUAAUCCCGUUUCAGCGAUACCAGAAAUUCAAUAAUUUUAAUAGUCAGAUAUUUAAUAUUUAAAAUUUCAUUCAUAAUAAUAUUCAUCUUUUUUAUGCAUUUAUUUUUUAAUAUUAUAUUAUUAUUAUUAAUGGAUAAUAAUAGUAGUUUGAUACAUCGAGGCCGACAUAACUAUUUACACUCUACUAAAAACUAACGUCGACAUCUAUUAUUCUUAUACAAUAUAAAUACGCGUAAAUAUAAAUGACUUGGAGCACAAAUACAAAUACUGGAUUAAUAAAUAUCGCUUACAAUACA
Cotesia glomerata is the source of this 2707-nucleotide messenger RNA. Its product is annotated as EF-hand domain-containing family member C2-like. Gene Ontology annotation, biological process: regulation of neuron projection development. The transcript has 9 exons. The record is from RefSeq and is a predicted model, not a curated record. The coding region runs from base 175 to 2445 and encodes 756 amino acids. Gene Ontology annotation, cellular component: microtubule. Lineage: Eukaryota; Metazoa; Arthropoda; Insecta; Hymenoptera; Braconidae.